Molecule: messenger RNA, 468 nt
Organism: Rangifer tarandus platyrhynchus (Svalbard reindeer)
Lineage: Eukaryota; Metazoa; Chordata; Mammalia; Artiodactyla; Cervidae
Source: the annotation of a GenBank genome assembly
AUGAUACAACUGAAGCACGUGCAGCCCUCCCAUGAUGGCAGUAACUGCAAACUGUGGAUGAUCCUGACACCCUGUGCCCACCCCGGAGACCCAGCCGUGUGCAAACGGCCCUGCCCCUUGGGAGAAGCCAGAGGUUCUUUCUCUGUCUCCCUCUUUGUGGUUGGCAGAAUAAUGCCCCCCGCCAAAGAUGUCCACAUCCUGACCCCCAGAAUCUACAGAUACAUCACGCGCAAGGGGGUAUUAAGGAUUCCCUGGUGGCUCAGAUGUAAAGAGUGCCUACAAUGCGGGAGGCCUGGGUUUGAUCUCGCGGUCAGGAAGAUCCCCUGGAGAAGGAGACGGCAACCCACUCCAGUAUUCUUGCCUGGAAAAUCCCAUGGAUGGAGGAGCCUGGCGGGCUACAGUCCAUGGGGUCUCAAAGAGUCAGACACGACUGAGCUACUUUACUUUCACAAGGGGAUAUUAAGGUAG